AUGAUGCGAGGAGUGAUAAUAAUGAAUGAUCAAGGAAAACCUCGCCUCAUCAAAUUCUAUCAGUUUCAGCCUGUUGAGAAGCAGCAGGAGCUAGUUCGAAGCAUUUACAGAAUUUUGUGCAGUCGAGCUGAUAAUGUCAGUAAUUUCGUUAAAGUGGAUUCACUAUUCGGGCCGGAUGUUCGGCUCGUCUAUAAAACUUAUGCGACUUUGUACUUCGUCUUCGUAUUUGACAAUGCCGAGAAUGAUCUUGCAAUGCUAGAUCUCAUGCAAGUUUUCGUGGAGACACUGGACAAGUGUUUCAGUAAUGUAUGUGAGCUGGACAUAGUGUUCAAUUUUAAAAAGGUGCAUACAAUUCUAGAUGAGAUCAUAUUGGGCGGCCAAGUGCUCGAGACAAGUUCUUCAGAAGUCGUGAAGGCUGUUGACGAAAUCUCGAGGCUAGAGAGCAGUUCAAAUUCAAUUAUUUCAUCAAUCCCUGGUUGGCAGGGUCGAUAG
Messenger RNA from Striga hermonthica, 492 nucleotides. Lineage: Eukaryota; Viridiplantae; Streptophyta; Magnoliopsida; Lamiales; Orobanchaceae. The record is from the annotation of a GenBank genome assembly.